AGUUUUGGCGAGACAUAUUGCUAAAAGUUUAGGAAAAAUGUUGAAAUUAAAUGGCGCCAAGGAGUUCCAUAAGAAAGUAAUAUUAUUUUCAACAUUUUUCCUAAACUUUUAGCAAUAUGUCUCGUCAAAACUAGAAGAUCUUCUGCAUUAUCGAGUGUGCUGAAGACGAAAAAGCACUUUUCCGCGACUCUAGAUGAAUUUUUGUUUUCCUUCACGUUGAUAUGAACGUCGACGAAAAUAAAUCUAGUCAGUACUUUUGGUGACGCGCAGUUAUUUGUAGGAUUUACGCACUCAAAAAGUAGAAAUCACAAACGCGCGCAUUUUUUACUGUUGUCGUCCAACGACUUUGAUUUAUACAACGAGAAAGUGGGGUAUUCAAUUUCUUGUUCAACUGUGUGUUUUCUAGGUGUAUUUACAAACGCUCCAUCUAUUCAUUAUACGUCACCUUCACACGAUGAAGAUACACAUUCUCGUUCCAAUGUAAUAAUUAGAAAACGUCAUCGUUUGGGUGGUAGUCACGAGAAAAUGUUUACAGCUGAAACAGCCUGUUCCUCGUCAUAUCCUCAAAAACAGCUGUCAAGUAUAGACGGGCAUCAAACAGCAAGUCAAUUGGAUUCAACAAGUUAUGACAGUGAUUUAGACAAGUCAACAGAAGAUUUAGAUUUUGAUGGUGAAUAUGACGAAGAACAAUUACUACAAGAAGAAAAUGAACAACAAAAACUAAUUAUUUCUCGUCAACAAAAUGUAUUAUGGUGCAUUGUUCGAGAAUGGCUAAGAAAAGAAGAGAUUUAUAUUAAACAACUGGAUGAUUUACUAAUGCAGUUGAAUUGUGUCUCCUGUGAGACUUGUAUAACGAUAAUUGAAAAAUUACUUAAACUACAUAAAAAUGUUUAUCUUGAAAUCAACUUAUUAGGAGAAAAACGAGCACAAAAUGAACAUCCAUCGAAUAUUACAAAACAACUAACACAUGCCAUUAGCGAACUUAUGCUCACAUUAAAAAUAUACAAUGACUAUUUACGAGUGAAUUUAGCACCAGUGAGAAAAAUAUUAGAGAAGAAAAAUACUCUUACUGGUGGUUAUACAGCUGAAGACAUUUUAUCUGUUCCACCCAAACAAUUUCUUCAAAUUUUAUCGCAAGUUCAAGAUUUAUAUCAUACAGCUCAAACUUUUGAUUGUGAUUCAGAUAAUAUUCGAAAAUUAUACGAAUUUGCUGAACACACUAAAACAUAUACUAAUGUAACAGAUGAAAAUUUUAAUAAGAUCAUUUUGAAAAGUGAAGAUGUCGUCAUAUUAGUUGAUCGGGGUGGUCGAUUAAGAUGUCGAUUGUUUCUCUAUCCAGAUUCCAUCGUUUGUUGUACAGUCAAACAGAAAUUAUUAGUCAUUAGCCCAAAAUAUCAAGUAUCUUGGUUUAUUUCAAUGAAUGAUCUACAUUGGUCUAUUCCCGUGUCAGAUGAUGAUUUACAAACCGGUGACGAUUCAGUCAGAUCAAAACUAAAAUCAUCGUAUCGAGAAUUAGAAAAAAUGAAUCCAGAAGCUAACAAUAAUUUGACAUCGCGUUUGACAAAGAGCACUCGUAAACUCGAAAAUGAGUAUAAUUUAUCACAAUCAAAAUUAAAAUUAUUGUUGAGUAGUCAUCCACCUCAGGCACAAUCAUUGCUAACAUCUCGUACAACCAACAAACAUACAGAUACUCAAUAUUCAUCGAAUCAAACAUCGGCCAAUGAUAAAUAUAUUCUAUUUUCAUCCGCUUAUCAACGUCAGGAAUGGAUCGAUACGAUUGAUAAAGCGAAAAAUGAAUUACUGCAACGUUCACCGCGUCAGUUAACAUUGUCAAAAUAUCCUUUAUCAGAAUCCAUCAUACAGAAAAGAGUUGAUGUUAUUAAACCACAUUUACAGGAUGGUGAAGGAAAACAAACACUUCAAUCGAAUCAUCCUCAAACAGCCAAAACAUAUAGUGGAACAUUAAAUAUAACAAUUCAGAGUGCACAAGGACAAGCAUUGACUAGACAAACUCAAAGCUUGGAUGCUCGAUCUCAACGCCAAAUAAUAUCAUCAUCGAAACAAGAUCAUCAACAGAAACAUUAUCAACUCUAUGUAGCACUUGAAAUUGAUUCUUACAACACAUUCUAUCCAUAUGCACAAACAAAACCAAAACAAAUCACAUAUUCAAAUAAACAUGGAGAUUAUGUUGAAUUUAAAGGAGAAACAUUUGGCGUUGAAUUAGAAUAUUCACUGGCAUUUCGUUUACUUGUUUAUCGCAUUGAUUUACCUACAACGCCCAAUAAUGGAAGUUUACCACGAUCACAAUGUAUUGGGAAAUUUCAUAGAAAUAUUGAAACAGCUUUACAUGAGAGUGACCGAAAUGGUGGUGAUAGCCAGUUGUCGAUGGAAUCAUCGAAUGGAGAUUUAAAAUUAAAAAUUCAACUCAGAUAUUACAAACGAGAAGGAACGUUUAAACGACGAAAAUCGAAAAGAAGUUUAGCCGUAUUUGGAAAAUCGAUCGAUAAACUUUUGAAUACACAGGAUGGAAGCGUUGAGUAUAUUCCUCGUAUUGUUGCAAAAUGUAUUGAAAUCGUUGAACGUGAUGGUCUUAAAGAAACUGGUAUUUAUCGUGUAUGUUGUGUCGCAUCGGAACUACAUAAGUUACGUCGACACUUCGAUCAAUCUUAUUCGACAGCCGAAUCUAUAUUAGAACAGAAAAAUGUUCAUGUAGCAGCGAAUCUAUUAAAAUUAUUUUUUCGUGAGCUUCCCGAACCUCUAUUUACUACACAACUUUAUUCUUUAUUCUUACGUGCAAUACAAAUGAACGAUCCGGAUAAUCAACGUUUAUCAUUAUUAGAAAAUGUAUCAAAUUUAACACACACAAAUCGACAAAUAUUAUAUUAUCUUUUAGAUCAUUUAAUUCGUAUUAGUCAGCAUUCACAACAGAACAUGAUGCAUUUAGAAAAUUUAGCCGUUGUAUUUGGUCCAACACUGAUGAGACCAUCAAAAUUAGUUGAUUUAGGUAGUAGAAAUUAUGUACGUAGUGGAUCAAGUCACCAUUUGAAUAAACUUAUACCCAAUGGCAAACAAGAAACAGAUUUAGAUCAAAUGACAAAUGAACUUCAAGGAAGUAUGCUACAAUGUCAAGUCGUUUUGCAAUGUUUGAAAUUAAGAAGAGAUCAUCAACUUAUUUGA
Didymodactylos carnosus is the source of this 3177-nucleotide messenger RNA. The record is from the annotation of a GenBank genome assembly. NCBI's taxonomy places the organism in Eukaryota, Metazoa, Rotifera, Eurotatoria, Philodinida, Philodinidae.